AUUUUAAAAAGUUCUUUGCAGAAGAGUAUUUGACCAGAACUAGAGGAUCAUGACGACAACAAGAUUCAUCUGUUUAAUGCUAAUAGCUGUUGUGGGAGCUGCUGCAAGCAAAACACAGGAAUUUGAAGGCAAUGACAAGGAAACAGAACAAGAAUUCAUUUAUAUGAACAGAUAUAAGCGUUCCAGUGAUGUACAGGACAAAUGCACUUACACCUUUAUUGUACCUCAACAGAGAGUGACAGGUGCCAUUUGUGUUAAUUCUAAGGAGCCUGAAGUUCUACUUGAAAACAGGGUAAAUAAACAAGAAUUACAGUUACUUAACAAUGAACUUCUUAAACAAAAGAGACAAAUAGAAACUCUCCAGCAACUGGUAGAGGUGGAUGGUGGGAUUGUUAAUGAGGUUAAACUCUUAAGAAAAGAGAGCAGAAAUAUGAAUUCUCGUGUCACACAACUCUAUAUGCAGUUACUACAUGAAAUUAUCCGAAAACGUGACAAUGCCUUAGAACUUUCUCAACUUGAGAAUAAGAUUUUGAACCAAACUGCAGAUAUGUUGCAGCUUGCAAACAAAUACAAAGACUUAGAGCACAAGUACCAACAUCUGAUGUCAAUUGCCAAUAAUCAGUCAAUAAUAAUUGCCCAACUGGAAGAGCACUGUCAAAGAAUGCCAUCCAUAAAGCCACUGCCACAAACUCCACAGCCACCAAAUAAAGUGUACCAGCCUCCUACUUACAAUCGCAUUAUUAACCAGAUAUCUACUAAUGAGAUUCAGAGUGAUCAGAACUUAAAGGUUCUGCCACCUACCUUACCAACCAUGCCUACAGUUACUAGUAUUCCGACUUCAACUGAUAAACCAUCUGGGCCCUGGAGAGACUGUCUACAAGCAUUAGAAGAUGGCCAUGAUACAAGCUCCAUCUAUCUUGUAAAACCAGAAAACACAAACCGGCUUAUGCAGGUCUGGUGUGAUCAACGGCAUGACCCUGGUGGCUGGACAGUCAUUCAGAGACGGCUGGAUGGGUCUGUCAACUUUUUCAGGAACUGGGAAACAUACAAGCAAGGAUUUGGUAAUAUAGAUGGAGAAUAUUGGCUUGGAUUAGAAAAUAUUUAUUGGUUAACAAAUCAAGGCAACUACAAACUGCUCAUAACAAUGGAAGACUGGUCAGGCCGAAAAGUCUUUGCUGAGUAUGCUAGCUUCAGACUGGAGCCAGAAAGCGAAUAUUACAAGUUGAGAUUGGGACGCUACAAUGGCAACGCGGGAGAUUCUUUCACUUGGCACAAUGGUAAACAGUUCACCACGCUGGACCGGGACCAUGAUGUAUACACAGGUAAUUGCGCUCAUUACCAGAAGGGAGGAUGGUGGUACAAUGCAUGUGCUCAUUCAAAUCUCAAUGGAGUUUGGUAUCGUGGAGGACACUAUCGCAGUCGGUAUCAGGAUGGUGUUUACUGGGCUGAAUUCCGGGGGGGAUCAUAUUCACUCAAGAAAGUUGUUAUGAUGAUAAGACCUAACCCCAAUACAUUCCACUGAAAUAAUUCUCUUGGUUUGCUUUCUUGUUCUAAAAAAUCACAUAAAGCUAUGAUGUUAUUAUCUGGAAUUAUCUUUUCAGAAAUGAGGAAUGUAAGAUAUUGUACAUUUAUUGCUAAGAUGUGAGGGCUUGUAUAUUGUAUUUUCAAGAAUCAUUCCAGGAAAAAAAAGCUGAAGAAAAUAAAGGAACUGAAAUGACAUAACAUUCAGAAUACCUCUUGGUACUAAAAGUAGUUAUAUUAAACCUUUUAGAACUGGCAGUUUAGAUGGACUGUAGAUAAACUUUCUGGUUUUUGUUCCCUGUAAAUUAAGUUUGGAUCGUAAAAAUACUGCCCCAACAUUUAAAUAUUUUUGUAUGUUAUAUUAUGUAUAAAUAUUCUCAAAUACAGGAAAUAUUACAAACUGUACAGCAAGAGUUUUAUUAUUAUUAUUAUUAUUAUGAGCAAUCAUUUGACAUAGGAAAUCAUAUCCUUUGAACUGUGUAGCUGGUACAUGUACAGUAGUGUGAUUAUUCUAAUUUAAUCUUUGUUAACUGCCAUGAAUAAAGUUAGUACUA
Nipponia nippon (crested ibis) is the source of this 2075-nucleotide messenger RNA. RefSeq names its product angiopoietin like 2 (gene ANGPTL2). The record is from RefSeq and is a predicted model, not a curated record. NCBI's taxonomy places the organism in Eukaryota, Metazoa, Chordata, Aves, Pelecaniformes, Threskiornithidae. Gene Ontology annotation, biological process: blood coagulation.